Actinia tenebrosa (Australian red waratah sea anemone) is the source of this 4487-nucleotide messenger RNA. Its product is annotated as sarcoplasmic/endoplasmic reticulum calcium ATPase 2. Gene Ontology annotation, biological process: calcium ion transport. Gene Ontology annotation, cellular component: membrane. Lineage: Eukaryota; Metazoa; Cnidaria; Anthozoa; Actiniaria; Actiniidae. Gene Ontology annotation, molecular function: ATP binding; P-type calcium transporter activity; ATP hydrolysis activity. The record is from RefSeq and is a predicted model, not a curated record.
AGGCCGCGUGUAGGUUUAAUCAUAGGCAGCGUCUAUUACGUCCAUCCACAGAGCAUGCUGUUUGAAGGGACACCGGUUUUCACUUGAAAAAAUGGUUUAAAUCACCUUGGUUCUUCGUUUUUCAUACUCACUCUAGACAACCUUGACAUAGAUAGAUUGAACUGGCAGUUAAAUAUUUGGGGUAAUCAAACUAGAAGUAUUUUAAGUCUGUAAGCAAUGGAGGCCGCACACACUUUACCGGUGGAUGAAGUCUUAAAACAUUUUAAUGUGCUGGAAAGCAAAGGGCUAAGCUUGGAGCAAGUUAAAAAGUUACAAAAAACUUAUGGUCCUAAUGAACUACCAGCUGAAGAAGGCAAACCUUUAUGGAAGCUUGUUCUUGAGCAAUUCGACGAUUUAUUGAUCAAAAUCCUUCUGAUCGCAGCCGUGAUAUCAUUUGUUUUAGCUCUGUUCGAAGAAGGAGAAGAUCAAACCACAGCCUUUGUCGAACCCCUGGUUAUCCUCGUAAUUCUCGUCUUAAAUGCGAUUAUUGGAGUUUGGCAGGAAAGAAACGCAGAAAACGCUAUCGAGGCCUUAAAACAAUAUGAACCAGAGAUAGCAAAAGUUCUUCGACAAGAUCGACCAAUCGUUCAAAAGAUAAAAGCUCGAGAUCUCGUUCCCGGUGAUGUUGUGGAAGUCGCAGUUGGUGACAAAGUACCUGCAGAUAUCCRUGUUAUCCAUAUCAAGUCAACUACAUUGAGAGUUGAUCAGUCUAUACUCACAGGUGAAAGCAUGAGUGUUAUCAAGCAUACAGAUGCAAUACCAGACAAAAAAGCUGUCAAUCAAGACAAGACUAAUAUGCUGUUCUCGGGAACUAACAUUUCAUCAGGAAAAUGCUGUGGCAUUGUUAUAGGAACUGGACUUAAUACCGAAAUAGGUAAGAUAAGAAACCAAAUGGUUGAUACCGAAGGUGAAAAGACUCCACUUCAACAAAAGUUAGAUGAAUUUGGUGAACAACUGUCAAAGGUCAUAACAGUGAUAUGUAUAGCUGUCUGGGCCAUCAAUAUUGGUCAUUUUAAUGAUCCAAUUCAUGGCGGAUCCUGGCUUAAGGGUGCUAUUUAUUACUUCAAAAUAGCUGUUGCUUUAGCUGUUGCUGCUAUUCCAGAAGGUCUUCCUGCUGUUAUAACCACCUGCCUAGCUUUAGGUACAAGAAGAAUGGCCAAAAAGAACGCUAUAGUCAGAAGUCUGCCUUCAGUGGAGACCUUAGGGUGUACCUCGGUUAUUUGUUCAGACAAAACRGGAACACUUACCACUAACAAAAUGUCUGUCACUAAGUUUUUUAUACUGAAAGAAAUCAAAAGGAGUUAUGCUGAAUUCCAUGAAUUCUGUGUUGAAGGGACAACAUACGACCCAGUUGGUAAAGUAACUGAGAAUGGAAAAGAAAUUAAUUCCUCUUCAUAUGAUGCUCUAGCAGAGUUUGCUUGUAUUUGUGCUCUUUGCAAUGAUUCCAGUCUUGACUACAAUGCAGCACGUAAGUGUUAUGAAAAGGUUGGUGAAGCGACUGAGACAGCCCUAUCAGUAUUGGUUGAAAAACUCAAUGUCUUUGGCCUCAACUUGGCUGGUAAAGGCAAAUCUGACCUCGCUCAUGCUUGUAAUGAGAACAUCAAAGAGCAUUUCACUAAGGAUUUCACCCUUGAGUUUUCAAGAGACAGGAAAUCCAUGAGUGUUUACUGUACUCCUAGCAUAGAUGGACUCAAUUCUGUACUGGGCAAAGAACCAAAGAUGUUCGUCAAGGGUGCUCCAGAAAGUAUUCUUGAUAGAUGUGAGUUUGUGAGAGUAGGCAAGACCAAACAUCCUCUGACACCUAAAUUAAGACAGCAAAUACUUGAUCUUGUAUUGUCUUAUGGCACAGGAAGUGAUACACUUCGCUGUCUGGCCUUGGCAACUAUUGAUGAACCAUUAUYGCCUAAGAAGAUGGACUUGGAGAAUUCAGAAAACUUUAUCAAAUAUGAAGCUGGUAUGACAUUUGUGGGAGUUGCCGGUAUGCUUGAUCCACCACGAGCUGAAGUAGCUGAAGCCAUUAUCAAGUGCRAAAAUGCAGGCAUAAGAGUCAUUGUCAUCACAGGAGACAACAAGGCUACAGCUGAAGCCAUCUGUAGGAGAAUUAAUAUCUUUAAACCAGAUGAAAACACCACAGGGCUCUCUUAUUCUGGACGAGAGUUUGAUGACCUAACACAGGAGGAACAAAGAGAGGCAUGCCAAAGUGCAAGACUUUUUUCAAGAGUAGAGCCAUCCCACAAGAGUAAAAUAGUAGAGUAUCUACAAGCAGAAGGAGAGAUUUCUGCCAUGACAGGUGAUGGAGUCAAUGAUGCUCCUGCCUUGAAGAAGGCUGAGAUUGGUGUUGCCAUGGGAUCAGGCACUGCUGUUGCUAAGAGUGCUUCUGAAAUGAUUCUAGCGGAUGAUAACUUCUCAACAAUAGUAGCUGCUGUAGAGGAAGGGAGAUCUAUCUAUGACAACACUAAACAGUUUAUAAGAUAUCUUAUUUCAUCAAACAUUGGAGAAGUCGUCAGUAUUUUCCUAACYGCUGCUCUCGGCAUGCCUGAAGCCCUUAUCCCAGUACAGCUGCUGUGGGUCAAUCUCAUGACAGAUGGACCCCCAGCUACAGCCCUCAGCUUCAACCCCCCUGACACAGACAUCAUGAAGAAGCCUCCACGUAAUCCAAAGGAGUCCCUUAUCAAUGGUUGGCUGUUCUUCCGUUACUUAGCUAUAGGGAUUUAUGUUGGCGUGGCAACUGUUGGAGCCUCRGCUUGGUGGUUUAUGUUCUAUGAAGGUGGUCCUAAAGUGAAUUAUUACCAACUGACUCAUCACAUGCAGUGCCCUAAUGACCCUACCAAUUUUGCUGGGGUAGACUGUUCUAUAUUUAGUGACCUCCAUCCAAUGACUAUGGCUUUAUCAGUACUUGUCACCAUAGAGAUGUUAAAUGCUCUGAACAGUCUGACAGAAAACCAAAGUUUACUCAAGAUGCCACCAUGGAAAAACCCUUCAUUGCUGAUAGCCAUAACUGCAUCUUUCCUUAUGCAUUUCUUYAUACUCUACGUUCCCUUCUGUAAUACUAUCUUCCGUAUAACUCCUCUUAACUGGGUUGAGUGGAUGGCAGUCCUGAARUUGUCUUUCCCUGUCAUUCUUGUGGAUGAAAUCUUAAAAUUUAUCACUAGAAAUCUUAUCCCUCCUCCUGAAAACAUACACAAGCACAAAACAGACUAAGAGUAAAGAAGCAUGCUGGACGUGCCGUUCAUCAACCUCGUAACGAUUCACCAGGGAAAAAUACGUUAUUUAUACCGGAAACGACCACAAGACAGUUACAAGGGAUUGGAUCACAAGSCAUGUCUUGCUCCUUUACGCCUACACAGGGAGCCCAAAACUCCCAUUGCAAUAGUAUUCAGUAAAUGCGAACGUUCAUCUACAUUUAUUGAAAACCAAAUGUUCAUGUGUAAAAAGAUAAGAGAUCGUAGACAUGGGUCGGGAGGGAUGGGGCUGUUACCAUCCAUUUAGCUCUUUGAAAUUCAUGAAUAUAAAUUGGACCAAUAGGGGAGGGGUGGGGAAGGAAUAGAGGGGAGAUCGACACGCUCCGAUAUACAAGUUGAUCUUUUUUAUUUCUCUUUGAGAAAAGUACAAAUUUUGUAUCAAGUACCAUAUAACUUAAAACAUCAAUUUUAUGAGCGCUAUUAACGAAUGAUAAUAAACAAAUUUGAUCGCAACGGAAUAUAAAGCAACCAGUUUAAUUUAGGGGAAAAAAUAUUCCAUUUGACCUGUGAUUUAGGUUGGACUUCAUGUCCAUCCCACUGAUAGGCUCUUUUCAUCAAAAUAUAUAUCUCAAGUAAUUAKAUUAUUGGAGUAGAUUUCGUAUCACAGUAAAACUGCGCUAAACACGCUGCUGAAGUCACGGAACGGAUACGGUACAAAAUGGACGACAUCCUCUGGACCAAUCACAGCGCGCGAGAUCUCGGGGUUUUUUUUAUCGUAAUAUGAAAUCUACUCUAGCUGUAUAGCAGCGAGACGGUUUCUCGUCAUUGUAUGGACUUAUAAUAAUAUUUAUGCCUUUUMCAGUCAUUACUUUGUGGUCUUGCAAUAAUUGUAUGUUGCUUCAUACGUGACUGUUUGUACCGUGGUUUCUUUUUUGAAGCCGAUUGAUUAAUACAACACUGCCGAAGCAAAUGUCGUAGGGGCUAUAGAGCUCUUAUAURGAAUGGUUGUGCAACAUGUGGGUGCCCCUGUUUGCGCCAUAACUAUACCUUUAUUUUACCCUCCCAGUAAUUCAAUCGAAGCAUUCAAGGGAAGAGGACUAUUACCAGGGUAAUCUUUUGUGGUGAACAAUAAGCAAACCAGUUGGCAAGGUCGUAGUCGUAUUAGUGUUGGUUUCUGAAAAUAUGUUUAUUCAUUUCAURAUUCAUUUCAAUUUCACCAUUGUAAUUCCCAGAUUCUUUCAUUAAAAUUUCUUCAAUUUGUUUGUA